AUGCGACAGGACUCUGCGCAGCCGUCCGUUGCGGAUGUCAACGAGGAUGUGAAGAUGGAAACAGAGACUGGAAACGAUGGACAGAGCGAGGCUGUAGAGAAUGAGGAGGAUAUGGAUGUCAAGACGAAGGCACUCAUGCAUCUGCUGAAUACUAGCGAGGUUUUCGUCGCAAUAAUGGCUGAGAAGAUGAAGAAGCAGCAGGAGGAGGCGAGACUGGAAGCGGCGAAAAAGCAGGAACAGCAGCAAAAGGAACAGCAGGCCGAUACAUCGGAGGAAAGUAGAAAGGCAUCCGCGCAACCGACUGAAAGGAGAGGGACUCGAGCGAGUACGCGACAAGCAGCAGCUGCAGAGGCUACCGAUAAUAAUGAAAAGAAGGAAGAGCCGGCAAAGUCGAAGCGAGGGAGGGGGCGAAAGGCACCCGCUAAGGGCAAUACUAUCUCCAACUACUUCAAGAAGGCGGAUUUGAAUGUCGACGAGGCCAAAAACACCACUGUUCAGGAGGCGCUUGAGCAUGCCGCGGAUGAGUUCGAAGCCAAACCGACAGUUCUCGGUGAGCAGGAGCUUGUUGCCACGCAGCAGCCUGCCCCUGUUACCGGGGGUAAGAUGAGGAAGUAUCAGCUCGAAGGACUUGAGUGGCUCAAGUCCCUAUGGAUGAACGGUCUAUGUGGUAUCUUGGCGGAUGAGAUGGGUCUUGGGAAGACGGUACAGGCCAUAUCCUUGAUUGCCUUCUUCAAAGAACAUAAUGUCUCUGGACCGUUCCUUAUAUCGGCUCCGCUGAGUACGGUAAGCAAUUGGGUGGAUGAGUUCGCUAGGUGGACACCUGGAAUCAAAACAGUGCUGUACCACGGCACCAGAGACGAACGGGCACAGCUCAGGAAGAAGUUCAUGAACCUCAGAGACCAGAAAAGUCCGGAUUUCCCCGUCGUUUGUACGUCGUACGAGAUCUGCAUGAAUGACCGCAAGUUCCUCGCCCAAUAUCAGUGGCGAUAUAUCAUUGUGGACGAAGGACACCGCUUGAAGAAUAUGAAUUGCCGGCUCAUCAAGGAACUGCUGUCCUACAAUUCGGCCAACAGGCUCCUCAUCACCGGGACUCCUCUGCAGAACAACAUUACCGAACUAUGGUCACUCCUGCAUUUCCUGCUUCCUGAAAUCUUCAACGAUCUCAACAGCUUCCAGAAUUGGUUCGAUUUCUCGUCCGUAUUGGACAACAAUGGUCAGACAGAUAUGAUCGAGCGUCGGAAGCGGACUCUAGUCUCGACUAUGCACUCGAUUUUAAAGCCAUUUUUACUCCGGCGUGUUAAGACAGAUGUCGAGUCUGCUCUACCGAAGAAACGAGAGUACAUCCUCUAUGCACCGUUGACUCUCGAGCAGAAGGACUUAUACCGAGAGAUCCUCAACGGCACGGGUCGUCAGUACCUUGAGGAGAAGGCAACAGAGCGUUUGAUGGCGAAGAACGGAAUGAUCUCGCGCCCAAGGAGCCUAAAGCGCAGUGCAAGUAGCAGCGUCGUCUCAACACCUAAUAAGAGCGUCCGGUCAAGCCGUGAUUCUACCCCUGGCAGUCGAGCCAGCUCUACGCGUAGACGCAAGGCACCGCAGACCUACAAGGACAUCAGCGAUCGUGAAUUCAACUCAAAACUACGAAAGCUAGAGCAAGGCCUCGAGGAAGAUUUGGACAUUGAAGAGAGCAUUGACGAGUCCGAACAAGAAGAGAUCGAGAGAGCAAACACCAUUAAGCUUGCCAAGCGCGAAAUUGCCCAAAAGAAAAUGCAAAACCCAGUAAUGCAAGCCCGACUCGCCUGCAACUCCCCCCACAACUUCUACUGGCCUUGGGCCGAAGAUCCCUCCAGCAUAGACGAGACCCUCGUCACAGCCUCGGGCAAAAUGCUCCUUCUCGACCGCUUGAUCCCCUGUUUGCUAAACAAAGGCCACAAAAUUCUCAUCUUCUCGCAAUUCAAGACACAGCUCGACAUCCUCCAGGAUUGGGCCACACACCUCCGCUCCUGGAACUGCUGCCGCAUCGACGGCGCAAUUAGUCAGGCAGACCGCCAAGCCCAAAUCAAAGCUUUCAACACAGAUAAAGAUUACAAAAUCUUCCUCCUUAGUACCCGCGCCGGGGGACAAGGAAUUAAUCUCGUGGCAGCGGAUACAGUCAUCCUCUUUGACUCGGACUGGAACCCGCAGCAAGACUUGCAAGCUCAGGAUCGCGCUCACCGAAUUGGCCAGACGAAACCGGUUAUCGUCUACCGUUUAGCAACUAAGGGAACAGUUGAGCAGACACUACUUGAAAAAGCCGAUUCGAAGCGCCGUCUCGAGCGUCUCGUUAUUCAAAAGGGCAAAUUCAAAUCCCUGCUUAGUGAGUCGACGAUGUCGCGAGACGAUGUUGACGAGCUGAAAAGGGCGCUCGGUGAGGAUGAGUUCGAGCGUUUCGAGGCCAGUGCGGACCCGGCGUCUAUAUUGUCGGAUGAGGACCUAAGAGUUCUUACGGAUCGCAGCGAGGAGGCUUAUGCGCUGGCGGAGAAGGGGCUUGAUGUUGAUGGGAAGGCGUUCAAGGCUGUGGAGACGAAGAGAGAUGGGGAUAACCUUAUGGAUCAGCUGAAAAGAAAGUGA
Aspergillus nidulans FGSC A4 is the source of this 2607-nucleotide messenger RNA. RefSeq names its product putative SNF2 family helicase/ATPase PasG. Bases 1 to 2607 code for a protein of 868 amino acids. Lineage: Eukaryota; Fungi; Ascomycota; Eurotiomycetes; Eurotiales; Aspergillaceae. The record is from RefSeq and is a predicted model, not a curated record. The transcript is spliced from 4 exons. Gene Ontology annotation, molecular function: ATP binding; nucleotide binding; hydrolase activity. Gene Ontology annotation, cellular component: nucleus.